UGUUCUCCUGAACUCUCACCUCUGUUACAAGCCUGAAUAAGAUUAAAUGAGACAGAAUAAGAGUAUUACAGAAUUUGUCCUCCUGGGCUUCUCUCAGGAUCCUGAUGUGCAAAAAGCAUUAUUUGUCAUGUUUUUACUCACAUACUUCAUGACAAUGGUGGGGAACCUGCUCAUUGUGGUGACUAUUAUUGCCAGCCCUUCCUUAGGUUCCCCAAUGUACUUCUUCCUUGCCUGCCUGUCAUUUAUAGAUGCUGCAUAUUCCACUAUCAUUUCUCCCAAAUUGACUGUGGACUUACUCUGUGACAAAAAGACUAUUUCCCUCCCAGCUUGCAUGGGCCAGCUAUUUAUAGACCACUUAUUUGGUGGUGCUGAGAUCUUCCUCCUGGUGGUGAUGGCCUAUGAUCGCUAUGUGGCCAUCUGUAAGCCCCUGCACUAUUUGACCAUCAUGAAUACACAGGUUUGCAUCCUUCUGUUGGUGUUGGCCGUGACUGGAGGUUUUGUUCAUUCUGUGUUUCAAAUUGUUGUUGUGUACAGUCUCCCUUUCUGUGGCCCCAAUGUGAUUGACCACUUUGUCUGUGACAUGUACCCGUUAUUGAAACUGGCAUGCACUGACACCUACUUUAUAGGCCUCACUGUGGUUUUCAAUGGUGGAGCAAUCUGUAUGAUCAUCUUUACCCUUCUUCUAAUCUCCUAUGGAGCCAUCCUAAACUCCCUUAAAACUUACAGUCAGGAAGGGAGGCGUAAAGCCCUGUCUACCUGCAGCUCCCACAUCACCGUGGUGGUCCUGUUUUUCGUUCCCUGUAUUUUCAUAUAUGUUAGACCAGUUUCAAACUUUCCUAUUGAUAAAUUUAUAACUGUGUUUUAUACAGUUAUCACACCCAUGUUGAAUCCCUUAAUAUACACAUUGAGAAAUUCAGAGAUGAGAAAUGCUUUAGAAAAACUCUUGUGUAAAAGCUAACUACAGUUAGAAUAAGAGUGUUCCUCUUCAUGUAGAUAAGGAGGCAUGUAUUCAAGGUCUUCCCAGUGAGGUAUUCAGAUUUCUAAGGGUAAGUCAAGGAUAUCAAAGUGAGAAGACAGGAUUUGGAGGCUUAUGGCCCAAUUAAGAAGUCAUCUCAUCAUGGCAUCUGAUUGAAGUUCAAGAUCUCAACAUCUAUAUCCAGCCUGAGUGUGGAUGGGGCUCCAUGGGUGCAGUUGCUAUUGUGCGUGUGUUAAAUUAUAUUUUUUCCUAUUUACAGAUCUUUGAGAUAGGGUAUUUCUUCCAUAUGCCUAGCACACAAUGGGGAAAGGGAGGAAUAGGUAAUAAAAUGGAGGCUCCUGUUCAAAACAAAAUGCUAUGGUGCUUCCUUUAGUGUAGUUUAUUUAAAGACUUUGUAGAAUAUACAAUCAUCAUAUUCACAAAUAUUUUUGAAACUAGCCCUUCUCAGACUUGAACUGAAACACUGUAUGCUGUCAGAUAAACUCUUAAGAAUCUGAGAAUUGUUUGUCUAAUUUAAGGUACUUAUGAUACACAGCGUUAAAUUUUUCUGCAUUCUCUCCAAGUCUUACAUCCACAUGUUUGAAAUGGCAUUUAUUUUGAUGACCUUUCUUGCUUUUAGAGUACUUAGCUCUUUGCAGAGACUGGAAAGGGGAACCAGUGUUAUCUUUGAAGCCAGCAGUUUCUGGUUCUUUUAUGCUUCUUGUAAAUUCUGUCUGAAAAAUGUAACAUUUAAUCUUUUCAUUAAUUAAAAAAAUCUAUUAUUAUA
Callithrix jacchus (white-tufted-ear marmoset) is the source of this 1742-nucleotide messenger RNA. Its product is annotated as olfactory receptor 4A5-like. Gene Ontology annotation, molecular function: G protein-coupled receptor activity; olfactory receptor activity. NCBI's taxonomy places the organism in Eukaryota, Metazoa, Chordata, Mammalia, Primates, Cebidae. Gene Ontology annotation, cellular component: membrane. Gene Ontology annotation, biological process: G protein-coupled receptor signaling pathway. The record is from RefSeq and is a predicted model, not a curated record.